Molecule: messenger RNA, 2949 nt
Organism: Marchantia polymorpha subsp. ruderalis
Lineage: Eukaryota; Viridiplantae; Streptophyta; Marchantiopsida; Marchantiales; Marchantiaceae
Source: the annotation of a GenBank genome assembly
CUUCGGAAUUCCGAGGCAGAAAAAGAAACAGAGAACGAAAGGAAGGAAGGAAAAUAGAAAGCAGAGAGGGAGAGGGACAGAGAGCGGAGUCAGCCGACGAAGAGACAGCCGAUGUCCGUCCGGGCAGAUCUUCAAAUCAAAAGCUGAGCGGACGACGGGGCAGGAAGCACGAGAAGAGUAGAGGGCGACGCGCGGACGAACGAGAGGAGCGGGCUCAGCACAGAGAGACAGAGAGACAGAGAGACAGAGAGAGAGAGAGAGAGAGGAGGAGGUGGAGGCGGGGAUGGUGGUGGUUGCUGCUGCUGCUGAUGCACUUGUGGCAUAAACAGGAAUUGCAAGAAGGGGCUUCCUCUGGUUCUAGUUCUUGGAGCGGCGUGGAUCUUGGUAGGAACGUUCGAGCGGACGCUGCAACUGCUGCUUGCUGCUGCCGGCUGCUGGGAGAGAGAGACGGACAGAGAGGGAGAGAGAGAGAGAGAGGAGUGAUUUCACAGGUCGUCGUGAGAGAGUGAGGUCGUGGCACUGUCCUUUUUCGUCACUGCUCAAACUCUUAGAUUCGAUUCGCUGUUUUGCGCUGGGGAUCACCGUCAAUCUUCGUGUUUGAAGGUUAAGAUCACGAGAUGGCGAAACUAGGACCUCCUUACACUUACGAGGUCGCAGAUGGUGUGGAAGCUCAGGAUGGCCGUCCUUCCAUCGGGAAGACUUUUAAGAGCAUUUACGCCAAGGAGGGAGUACCUGCUUUGAAGAAUAUCGAAACUUGCUGGGACAUGUUCAGUGUGUCUGCGAAGAGAAAUCCCGACAGAAACAUGCUGGGAGUGCGAAAAAUAUUGGCGGACGGGAAAGCAGGAGAAUACGUUUGGCAAACGUACAAGCAGGUGCUCGACAAAGUGACAAAACUUGGGUCAGCCAUGCGACAUGUUGGAGUCAACCCGAAAGAUCGUGCCGGAAUUUAUGGAGCCAACACACCUGAAUGGUUCAUGUCCAUGGAGGCAUGUAACUCUCAAAGUGUCCUAUGCGUUCCUCUGUAUGAUACCCUUGGGGCUGAGGCCGUUGAGUACAUCAUCGGUCAUGCGGAGGUGUCCAUUGUUUUCGUACAGGAUCUGAAGAUCCCACUGAUGAUCCAAUCUUUGGGGAAGGCUAAGGAAUUUAUCAAGACCUUCGUUAGUUUCGGUGAAAUUCCUGAAGAUCAGAGAGCGCAGAUUGAGGCUCAUGGGCUUGCUGCUUAUUCCUGGAAUCAGUUUCUGGAUCUGGGAGAGAAAAACGUUUGUGAGUUUUGUCCUCCCAAAGGAGAAGACAUCUGCACAAUCAUGUACACCAGUGGUACAACCGGAGAACCAAAAGGGGUGCUUAUUAAACAUGAGAGUAUCGUAGAUCUCAAUACUGCUACGGAACAUUUCCUUAAUAAACUGGGCGAGAAGCUUGAUGAAAAUGACAUCUUCUUCUCAUUCCUUCCCUUGGCACAUAUCAUGGACCGGUGUCUGGAAGAGUACUUCGUGUAUAUUGGUGCUUCGAUUGGAUUCUGGAGAGGGGAUGUGAAAUUGCUUACCGAGGAUAUUGCCGCCUUGAAGCCUACAUUUUUUGCCGGGGUUCCUCGAGUUUUCGAUCGCAUCUACACAGGAUUGAACGCCAAGAUCGUUGCUGCUGGUGGAAUUAAGAAGCUACUGUUUGACUUUGGCUACAAGAUGAAAUUGAAGAAUAUCAAGAAUGGCAAACCGCAAGAAAAGGCAGCCCCACUCUUUGACCUCCUCGUCUUCAACAAGGUCAAAGUUGGUCUUGGAGGUGGCGUACGGCUUAUAUUGUCUGGAGCUGCGCCUCUGGCGAGCCAUGUUGAGGAGUUUUUGAGGACCACAAUGUGUGCUCCAUGUAUUCAAGGAUAUGGCCUGACAGAAACUUGUGCUGGAAGUUUCAUAUCUCUACCGAAUAUUAUAUCUAUGCAAGGAACUGUAGGACCCCCCAUGCCUAACAUCGAGGCACGCCUUGAAUCAGUUCCAGAAAUGAAUUAUGAAGCUUUGCCAAAGGAUCCGAACACUCCUGCAAGAGGCGAAGUUUGCAUCCGUGGUAAAACUGUUUUCGCCGGAUAUCAUAAACGUCCUGAUCUCACUGAGGAGGCACUCACUUCUGAUGGUUGGUUCCACACUGGUGAUAUUGGUGAAUGGCAGAAAGACGGAGCCUUGAAGAUCAUUGACCGCAAGAAGAAUAUAUUCAAGCUCUCUCAAGGAGAGUAUGUUGCCGUAGAGAAUCUCGAGAAUGUGUACGGCCUUUGCCAUCCAGUCGAAUCGAUUUGGGUGUACGGUAAUAGUUUUGAGUCUUCUCUAGUAGCUGUGGUAGUGCCCAAGCGUGAUGUUCUUGAACAUUGGGCCGCCGCGAAUGGGAUCCAAGGCUCGUUCGAAGAGAUCUGCAAUAACUCCGAAGCGAAGCAGUUUAUCUUGAAAGAACUAGGAACCACUGCAAAAAGUAGCAAGUUGAAAGGCUUCGAAGUCAUCAGGGGUGUACAUCUGGAACCCGAACCAUUCGACGUCGAGAGAGACUUGUUGACUCCCACGUACAAGAAGAAGCGACCUCAACUAUUGAAGCACUACGAGGCUGUCAUCGCCGAGUUGUACAAGGGAUGUAGACAAUAAGCUAUUAGUCCGUUUUUAUUGGUGUAGAUGUGAAGGGAAGAGUUUCAGCUUUUUUUACAGGUUUCCCGCAGUGCAGACUCUUUGAGUGUUGAAGGAGUGCAAUGGCUCUGUAAUUAUUGUGGUCCCUCUGAAGCCUGUUUGUGAUGUUCUAUACAUAAUUCAUUCUCAAAGUCAGCUUUUGGACUCAACCAACAACCAUGUAUUAUUCGACAUUCUCUUUGAUUAUACUGAGAACACGUGUCUCAACUUGAAUACGAUAUUGCUCCAUUGUCGUAGUGGGCGUCUGGAUGCGAUGCAAGUUCUUCUCAAAAUGUCUAAAUAUUUAUGCUGC